AUGGGGGAUUACCCCAGAAUUCAAAAUCUGGAAUUUUACUGUCUUGGAUUGAUCCACAUGUCUUCUGACUACAUUUCCAUCACCCAACUGGGAAAGCUGCCUGCUGGAAUUUCCCUGCCCCCUGACUUUGUUACAGCUCCAUGUUCCAUUGGUGCUCAGGGUGUGUUGGGGAAGAGUGUUGGGGAGGAGUAUAUCAAAGGACAUCACCAAAUCCGUAACCCCAAACUGAGAGAGUACUAUCUACAGGAGGCAGUGUUUCCUGCUGAAGUUUCAACUACACGGACUUUGGAGUCUUGCAGAAACAAUAAACACAAGAUUAUUCCAGGUGCAACAGUGUACAGUGUUGCAUCUCAGUUUGAUGAGCCUCCCCUCCUCAACCUCACAGGCCCAAAGUUACCCAAGAACAAGGCAGCAUCUUCUAUGCCAACUGACUCAAAGCGGGAACACAGCCUUGAUUCUUCAGUUGACGGCGCCAUUGGGGGAACAUUGGCUCUUGUGUCCCCCUCUUCAGAUGCGGAAUAUGACAAGCUGUUGGAUGUGGAGGCGGUGCCUUUAUCUGAUGGAAGGGUGUGUUUAUUGGCUCUCCCAUCUGAAUGUUGUCAGGGGGAUGGACCAGCAGACAUGUCUUGCCUAAGACUGGUUUCACGUUAUAUCACAGAUAGAAAGGGUGUGGUAUCUGGGAUAUUUUUGGUGACGUCCAGUAAGAUCUUCUUUGACCCUCAGAAGAGUCAUCCACUCGUGCAGGAGAAUGGCUGUAAAGAAUAUGUGUUCUCCUGCUCUCUGGAUGAUCUUGCUUCAGUGUCUUUCUACACAGACAUCUCUCACAUUCACUUCAACAAGACCACACACAGAUGUCAAAGUUGUAAGACACCCAAGAGCAAAUUUAACACCCAGACCCAAAACCAAACUAAGUGGAACUCCCAUAAGUCGGCAAUAGAGGCAGUUCCCUCUCCAGAACCCUCUGGCUUGCGCAGUCUGCCAGCAACUUUGGGUUUAAAGGCUGAGGAGAAGGAGGAGGAAGAUGGGGUGACUGGGGACAUGGCUGAAGGUUACUGUACUGCUACAUCAAAUAGUGGUACAGUCGGAUCUCUUAUGUUUGUGAGAAUUCGAUGGAAACAGCAGCAUGGGAAGAGAAGGGCUUUGUAUGAAUCUAAAAUCACCACCAGAGACACCUGGUUCACCAUGCAACAAGAAAGUUCAGACAAGCUGUACGCUUACCUGAGCCAGCAUCGGCCAGACCUGUGCAUCCUGGAGGGAGGUGUGGAGGACAAAGCAGAGAGAGAUGAUGAAGAUUUUGUGCUUCUGGAUGAGGAGGAGCAAAAGCAAAAGGAAGAGGACGAAUCUCCGAGAGAAGGAUGGGCGGGGGAGGACUGGGAGAUGGUGACAGUGGAGGAGAGUGGACCAAGAGCUUCUAUUUGUACUGAACCAGAAGGUCUAAGUGACAUACUGAACCAGAGUGUCAUACUGGAUCCUCAGCAAAUUAAAGAGAUCUCUAGAAAUCUGCCUCCACGCACAAUAGGACACACGUGGCAUCUGUCUUACAGCACAGACAAACAUGGGGCAAGCCUAAACACUCUCUACAGGAAACUGAGCACCACAGACUCACCUGUGUUGGUUCUCAUCAAGGACCACAACCAGCAGGUUUUUGGGAGCUUCCUCUCACAUCCACUGCAUCCUAGUGAGGCUUUUUACGGGACAGGAGAGACCUUCCUAUUUUUGUCGCAUCCUCGCUUUAAGUGUUUCCGCUGGACUGGAGAGAAUUCCUUCUUCAUCAAAGGAGAUUUGGACUCAUUUGCCAUUGGUGGAGGAAGUGGUCACUUUGGUCUGUGGGUGGAUGAAAGGUUGUAUUUUGGCAGAAGCAGCCCGUGUUUCACUUUUAAUAACUGCAGUCUGUCCGAGACCAAUGACUUUACCAUUCUUGAGCUUGAGGCAUGGACAUUCGGUUGACAUAACAAACUGUAAAUAACUCAAAAUACCAAGAUUUAAUGGAAAAUGUGUCCAUUAAGGAAAAACUAAUUUAUUGAGGAGACUGAACCUUCACAGGUAUCAGGUUGCAGACUGUGUGAAAAGCAAUUAUUCUGCCUGAAGGCUUGCCAAAGGAAGAGGUGGAUGAAAGCUCACUGUACUUAACAUCUCACCACUGUAAUGAAGAUAACCGGUUUCAUCUUGUGAUUAAGAUGCAGUUCUGCCUACAUAUUCAAAAUCAGCUUAACUGUCUGAGUGCACUUGUGUUGUUUGUACAAGAAAUAAUAUUACAAUUCUGGGACAGUAUGCAGGAUUUGUUCUUUGUGGUACUAGUGACAAAGAAUGUAUUCUGAUAAGAAGUGAAACUCAAUAGAGCAUUCCAUUGCAACACCAGUGCCCAGCAGCAGCCUGUUGCCAUUUUGGGGUGAAAGCGACUCGGCAGUCCAGUAGCUUCUUGCUGUUUUUAUGGCAUUAUCAGCUGAAUUAAAUCUGAAAUCCAACCUGGGGUGUGUUUCCCGAAAGCAACUAUGGUCGCAAGUUCUGUCGUUACCAAUAGAGUUCAAUGGUAACAACAACCGUGGUUAGCUAUCGAUGCUUUCGGGAAACACACCCCAAAAUGUUGACAUUUAAAACACAGAAUAAAGUACAAUCACUAUAGUGAGCAUAAAAUUCUUUUAUUAUAUUAAUCCUUUAUUUUAGAGACUUUUUUUACAAAACCAUUGCUCUCUAGAAAACAUGUUAGUUUCCGUUAAAAUUCUUUUAAAGUGCUAGUUCACCCAAAAAAUUGAAAUUCUGU
Misgurnus anguillicaudatus (oriental weatherfish) is the source of this 2761-nucleotide messenger RNA. The record is from RefSeq and is a predicted model, not a curated record. NCBI's taxonomy places the organism in Eukaryota, Metazoa, Chordata, Actinopteri, Cypriniformes, Cobitidae.